AUGCGAGAAAUAACUCCUCGGAAAACAAGAAAUGAAUAUGAAUCGUCGGAUGAUGUGACAUCUUCGAUACAAAAUAUAUUGGGGAGUAACGACCUGCCUAAUAAAAAUAUCGAAAUAUUAGAGGGGUCGAGCUUUUUAAUGGAAAACAGAGAUCGUUCAAUUGCCUUUUUUCAACUGGAAUGUCCAGGUGUUCAAUCCGCAUUGAAGUACUUUUUUCAUGCAACAAAACUGAUGGAAGAAGAAGUCAUGCUACCAACACGUUUGAAAGAUUUAGCAUCCGAAAAAUAUUUGCUACAGAAUGAAUCUUCAAAUUGUAAUAUUUGUUUAUCACCGCAACUUUUAUAUCACUUUAGUGCAACUGGUAUGCUAUCUGAUCAGCCUAGUUGUCAUGAAUUAUUUUAUUUCAUUCAACGUAUUCGAGAUCAUCUAAGGUGCAUGAAGCCAUUUAUGUCGGAAGAGAACAAUCCUAAAACAACGACAGUCACUGAUAGUAAUAAAGUAUUAUUGGAGUUAGAAGAAGAGGAGCCACAAACAUUCUGUGAAAAUGAGGGGUUCAAUCUUUUAUUAUCACAAUUAACAAGUUAUUACUACGGUUUAGUUAAUAUACUAAAAUAUUUAGCGCACUUAGCUCAAUGUGUUACGUCGAGAUAUCAUGAAGCUAUCUGUACGAAUUGUGGAUAA
Molecule: messenger RNA, 681 nt
Organism: Didymodactylos carnosus
Lineage: Eukaryota; Metazoa; Rotifera; Eurotatoria; Philodinida; Philodinidae
Source: the annotation of a GenBank genome assembly